Molecule: messenger RNA, 387 nt
Organism: Pyricularia grisea
Lineage: Eukaryota; Fungi; Ascomycota; Sordariomycetes; Magnaporthales; Pyriculariaceae
Exons: 2
Coding region: 1-387 (128 amino acids)
Source: RefSeq, a predicted model, not a curated record
AUGCAGUUUCUCGGUGCCCUCAUUUGCCUGCUCCUAACACUCACUCACGCACUUCCAUCCCACCCAGGAGCAUGGAGCCCGCCCUCGUCCUCCUCCUCGUCGUCCUUCUCCACUUCGCUCAUAUCGGGAGAAAGCAGAAAUGACGUGGGAAUCGUCAUCAACACCACCGCCACCGCCGACAACACCACCACCACCGCCAUCGCCAUCGCCACGCCCGCCUCCAGCCACGAGGGCGAGCUGUGUGAUCCCGACCCUUGCAUCGAAGCCUGCCGUCUGGUGUACACCGUCAUCACAAUCGGGCUCAGUUGUUAUCUAUCCCAAGUCUGCCAAGGGGGUGCCGCGUUUUUGGCGAAGCGGGCGGAACAGACCGGGGUCAGCAUGUUAUAG